AGUCCAUGGCUGACCGUGACAAAAUGGGAAGAAAUCAUAGCUGUGAUACUGAUGAGAAGGAUUUGGGUUUGACAGUUGGGCAGCAGGUGACUGCUAAUCCUUUUCGGGAUAAGAUAGAGUACCAAGCAACCAUCCUACGCUGCGUUAAGAGGGGCAUCUUUGAACUACAGUUCGAUGAUGUUUGCUGCAACGUGUCUAGAAAAUAUAUAAAGCUGAUAACAGAUCAAACGACAGACGAGACCGGAUCUGUAAUGGAUGGUCCAGCUGAAGACAAGACCAGAUCUUUAAUGGAUGGUCCAGCUAAAGACGAGACUGGAUCUGUAAUGGAUGGUCCAGCUGAAGACGAGACUGGAUCUGUAAUGUGUGGUCCAGCUGAAGACGAGACUGGAUCUGUAAUCGAUGGUCCAGCUAAAGACGAGACCGGAUCUGUAAUGAAUGGUCCUGCUGAAGACGAGACCGGAUCUGUAAUGUGUGGUCCAGCUGAAGACGAGACUGGAUCUGUAAUCGAUGGUCCAGCUGAAGACGAGACCGGAUCUGUAAUGAAUGGUCCUGCUGAAGACGAGACCGGAUCUGUAGUGGAUGGUCCAGCUGAAGACGAGACCGUAUCUGUAAUGGAUGGUCCGGCUGAAGACAAGACCGGAUCUGUAAUAAAUGGUCCUGCUGAAGACGAGACCGGAUCUGUAAUGGAUGGUCCUGCUGAAGACGAGACCGUAUCUGGAAUGGGUGGUCGAGCUGAAGACGAAACCGGAUCUGUAAUGGAUGCUCCGGCUGAAGGCAAGACCGGAUCUGUAAUCGAUGGUCCAGCUGAAGAUAAGACCAGAUCUGUAAUAAAUUGUCCUGCUGAAGACAAGACCGGAUCUGUAAUGAAUGGUCCUGCUGAAGACGAGACCGGAUCUGUAAUGGAUGGUCCUGCUGAAGACGAGACCGUAUCUGUAAUGGGUGGUCGAGCUGAAGACGAAAUCGGAUCUGUAAUGGAUGGUCCGGCUGAAGGCGUGACCGGAUCUGUAAUAAAUGGUCCAGCUAAAGACGAGACCGGAUCUGUAAUGGGUGGUCCAGCUGAAGACAAGACCGGACCUCGAGAAAACGACAAUAAAGCUAAUAAGCAAAUGAGUUAUUCUGGAAUUUUAGAGAAAGAGAACAAUUCAAAAAAAAACCCAUAUGAAGGUAAACCAUUUGAAUGUAAUGUUUGUUCCUUCUCUUCCUCCUCCGAACCUCUUCUUCAGAAACAUCUUCUGAAACAUCUUCUGAAACAUCAGAGAGUUCAUACUAAAGAAAAACCUUUCGAGUGUGAACAGUGCUCAUAUGCUUGUUCUUAUAAACAUCAUCUAGUUUUACAUCAGCGUAUUCACACUGGUGAGAAGCCCCACAAGUGCAAUGAAUGCUCAUAUGCUUGUGCUCAAAAAAGUGGUCUAGUCCAACAUCAGAAAAUUCACACUGGUGAAAGACCAUUCAAGUGUGAACAUUGCUCAUAUGCUUCUACUCAGAAAGGCACUCUAGACUUACAUCAACGAAUUCACACUGGUGAGAAACCAUACAAGUGUGAGGAAUGCUUGUUUGCUUUUACUCAUAAAGGUAGUCUAGAUAGACAUCAGCGGAUUCACACAGGGGAGAAACCCUACAAGUGUACAGAAUGCUCAUAUGCUUCUUCUAUAAAAGGAAAUCUAGUCGUACAUCAGAAAGUUCACAGUAAUGAAAGACCAUUCAAGUGUGAACAGUGCUCAUAUGCUUCUUCUCAUAAACGCCUUCUAGUUUUACAUCAGCGAAUUCACACUCGUGAGAAAUCCUACAAGUGUGAACAUUGUGCACAUGCUUUUGCUCUAAAAUGUGAUUUAGUGAAACAUCGGCUAAUUCACACUAGUGAGAAACUGUACAAGUGUACAGAAUGCUCAAAUGCUUUUUCUUAUAAACAUCAUCUAACCAAUCAUCAGAAAAUUCACACAGGUGAGAGACCCUUCAAGUGCAAGGAAUGCUCAUAUGGUUGUAUUAAAAAACAUGAUCUUAUCAUACAUCAACGAAUUCACACUGGUGAGAAACCCUACAAGUGCGAGGGAUGCUCAUAUGCUUGUUCUCGAAAAUCUAAUCUAAUCCAACAUCAGCGAAUUCACACAGGGGACAAUCCCUACAAAUGCAGCGAUUGUAAAUACACAAGUUCUUCUGAAUCAAAUCUUAUGCAUCAUCAACGAAUUCACACCGGAGAGGAAUUCUACAAGUGCGAGGAAUGCUCAUAUGCUUGUUCACAAAAAUGUGAUCUAGUGAAACAUCAGCGAAUUCACACCGGUGUGAAACCCUACAAGUGCGAGGAAUGCUCAUAUGCUUGUGCUCAAAAAAGUAAUCUUAUCCGACAUCAGCGAAUUCACAAAAGUGUGAACUGUGAAACCCUACAAACGCAGCGACUUUGAAUACGCCAGCCCUUCUAAAUCAAAUCUUUUAAAACACCAACGAAUUCAUAAUGAAAAGAAACGUUAGAAAAGAAGAUCAGU
Bolinopsis microptera is the source of this 2480-nucleotide messenger RNA. Its product is annotated as zinc finger protein 271-like. The transcript has 4 exons. The record is from RefSeq and is a predicted model, not a curated record. Gene Ontology annotation, molecular function: DNA-binding transcription factor activity; RNA polymerase II cis-regulatory region sequence-specific DNA binding. Gene Ontology annotation, biological process: regulation of transcription by RNA polymerase II. NCBI's taxonomy places the organism in Eukaryota, Metazoa, Ctenophora, Tentaculata, Lobata, Bolinopsidae. Bases 6 to 2399 code for a protein of 797 amino acids.